Molecule: messenger RNA, 1200 nt
Organism: Fraxinus pennsylvanica
Lineage: Eukaryota; Viridiplantae; Streptophyta; Magnoliopsida; Lamiales; Oleaceae
Source: the annotation of a GenBank genome assembly
AUGGAGCCACAUAGCAAAAACCAAGAGAGUGGCAGUGGUGGCUCGGACCAUCAUGUACCAAUUCAAGAACCAUCGUCUCUCCAACUAGUUUCCCUUCACCACCAAAGUCAACCUGAAACUAACCCUGGGUCCGGCCAGGCCCCAGCCCAUGGUCCCUUUAUGGGCUCCAUCUCCAUGCAAUCAGGAGCCUUUGGUUUAUCCUCUCCUUCCACAAACACCACCACCUCCUCUUCCACCAACACCGCGCCUACAACGGCCGCCGCGAACAAUAAACUGGCCAAAAAGCCGUCGAAAGACCGCCACACGAAGGUGGAUGGCCGAGGGCGGCGCAUCCGCAUGCCGGCCUUGUGUGCAGCUAGAGUGUUCCAGCUGACGAGAGAAUUAGGCCAUAAAUCGGAUGGUGAGACCAUAGAAUGGCUUUUGCACCAAGCUGAACCGGCGAUUAUAGCUGCAACUGGUACAGGUACAGUUCCGGCCAAUAUAUCCACCCUCAACGUGUCCUUACGCAGCAGUGGCACCACCAUUUCAGCUCCAACGUCCAAGUCUGCUCCUCUCUUCCUUGGCGGCGCCACCGGGAUGCUAGGUUUCCAUCACCAGCUAUCUUCCAACACCGGGUUUGGGCAAGAUCCAGGGGAGAAUUACAUGAAAAAGCGGUUCAGAGAAGAUAGUUCUGGAGCAACGUCACCUACAGCUUCUAAACUGGGGAGAACAGGGGUGCAAGAUCAAGAACCAGGUUCAGAACCAAAACCCGGUUCAACACAGCCCUCCAGUUUUCUCCCAGCUCCCGGCAUGUGGGCGAUGGCUCCGGCGGCCACCACCGUUGGCAACGCCUUCUGGAUGCUGCCUGUGACAGGAGGAGCCACCACGACCACCGUGGUUCCAAGGCAGCAAGAGCACCAAGUAUGGCAGUACAAGGCAUCUCCCAUGCAGAGGAUCGGAGGCUUCGAGUUCCCAAGUGGCGGCAGGUUCAGCCCAGUUCAGCUUGGUUCUAUGGUGUUGCAGCAGCCACAGCCCCCGGUUCAGCAGCUUGGCCUCGGUGUCUCCGACACUAGUAACAUGGGAAUAUUGGCCUCCAUUAAUGCAUAUGGCAAUAGUAAUAGUAGGAUUGAUUUAGGAAUGAAUUUGGAGCAGCAUCACCAUCAUCAAAAUCAGCCACAAGGGAGCGAUAGUGGCGAUGAAAAUCCCAAAGAUUCUCAAUAA